AUGGAUAAAGAAUGCAAGUAUUCCCAAUGUCUUCUGCUUCUGUUAUUUGCCUGUAAAUUUUGCUUGUCCAAAGGAGUUGACACCCUUUCUAGAGGCCAAAGUCUUUCAGGAAAUGAAACCAUUGUAUCAAAAGAUGGAACAUUUGAAUUGGGAUUCUUUGCAACAGGCCGGUCUAAUAAUGUCUAUUUAGGCAUUUGGUACUCAAGUUUGGCACCCAAGACCAUAGUCUGGGUAGCGAAUAGAGUAGAACCAAUAUUUAACACAUCCCAGACUUCAAGACUUGAAAUUUCUAAGGACGGUAAUCUUGUAUUGUUGGAUCAUUCUGGAAGUAUUGCAUGGUCAACAAAUUUGGUGUCUGCACCAGCAAGUUCUGUUGAAGCUGUACUUCUUGAUAACGGAAAUUUUGUACUCAGGGAAACUUCAAAUGCGUCAAACUUAUUCUGGCAAAGUUUUGAUUACCCUACUGAUACAUGGCUGCCAGGAGCAAAAUUGGGCUACAAGAUGCUAUCUUCCAAUAACAGCUAUGAAGUUCAACGUUUAGUUUCAUGGAGAAGUACAGACGAUCCCGCUCCUGGGAUGUUUUCACUCGUGUUAGACACAAAUACAUCAGGCAGUGAAAUUCUCAUACAGUGGAACAAGUCUGUAAGCUAUUGGAAUAGUGGAAUCUGGAAUGGUUCAAUGUUUCCCUCAGCUCCUGAACUGAAAUAUUUAAUUAACUUGACUUUUGUUUCAGACCAAAGUGAGACAUAUUACACUUACUCGGCAUUUGAGUCUGCUGUAGUUCUAUGGAGAUUCGUAAUGGAUACAUCUGGACAGCUAAAGCUGCUACAAGCUACGCGUGGCUUGGGCUAUGGGGCUUCAGCUUUAACGUUUACUCAACCAAUAGAUCAAUCUGAUGUCUAUGCAUUUUGUGGGGAAUUUGGUGUUUUUACCGGUAACUAUUCUUCCUCUUGCACAUGUUUGGAAGGCUUUGAGAGCACAAAUGAUGGGGUUCCCGGCUGUGCACGAAAAACCCCACAGCGGUGCAAAACUAGUACCUCACCAGAAAGGGGAAAUGCUGGAUUUUUACCAAUUUCAAACAUGACACUUCCUGGUAAUCCACAGUCACUUCUUGUUGAAAAUGCGGACGGUUGCAAAUCAGCUUGUCAGGAGAACUGCUCUUGUACAGCUUAUUCAUAUGGUGGUAGCGGUUGCUUAAUUUGGAUUGGAGCUCUAUUAGACUUAAAGCAGGCCGUGGAUGUGAAAAAAAAACUACACCUGAAGGUUGCAUCUUCUGAGAUUCAAGUGCCUCCAACUGUUUCAGGGAACAAAGACAAUUCAGGGGACAAAAAACGAUCUAGUAUAAUUGUAGCAGUGGUGGUUCCCUUGGCAGCCGCUAUUUUAGGAGGAUUCAUCAUUUUCGUCACAUGGAAGAUCAAGCAAAGAGGCGGUCGCAAGAAAGAAUCAAGCGAGGAUCUACUAUCAUAUGAUUUUGAUUCCAGCAACAGUGAAACAGAUAGUGAAACGAAGAAUGCAAAUGAUGUUAGGCAAGGAAAAAAGGGUGGUCUUAUUCUACCCUUUUUCAGCUAUGCAAGUGUGUGCACCGCUACAAACAAUUUCUCAGCAGGAAAUAAGAUUGGUGAGGGAGGAUUUGGUCCAGUCUACAAAGGCAAAUCCCUAAAGGGACAGGAGAUAGCUGUCAAGAGGCUUUCGAGAGGAUCUGGACAAGGGCUGAAGGAAUUCAGAAAUGAAGCUUUGUUAAUUGCAAAGCUGCAGCACAGGAAUCUUGUUCGGCUUUUAGGCUGUUGCAAUGAGCAGGAAGAAAGUAUACUGAUCUAUGAGUACAUGUCGAAUAAAAGUCUAGAUUCUUUCAUAUUUGGUUAG
Molecule: messenger RNA, 1863 nt
Organism: Coffea arabica (coffee)
Lineage: Eukaryota; Viridiplantae; Streptophyta; Magnoliopsida; Gentianales; Rubiaceae
Product: G-type lectin S-receptor-like serine/threonine-protein kinase At4g27290
Biological process (GO): recognition of pollen; protein phosphorylation
Cellular component (GO): plasma membrane
Molecular function (GO): ATP binding; protein serine/threonine kinase activity
Source: RefSeq, a predicted model, not a curated record